Belonocnema kinseyi is the source of this 1256-nucleotide messenger RNA. Its product is annotated as ras-related protein Rab-30-like. Gene Ontology annotation, molecular function: GTP binding; GTPase activity. The transcript has 5 exons. Bases 311 to 931 code for a protein of 206 amino acids. Gene Ontology annotation, cellular component: trans-Golgi network. The record is from RefSeq and is a predicted model, not a curated record. Lineage: Eukaryota; Metazoa; Arthropoda; Insecta; Hymenoptera; Cynipidae.
UCACACAGCUACACAUCCUUGCUUUUUACCGUUGUCAGAUUUUCCAAGUCGUUUAGUCUAUUUUCAAUUUUUUAAUUUUUUAUUCAUGAAUAUCAGGACGAGUAGAAACACAGUGAAUUAUGCAAGAAAAUAUUUUUACUCGGAUGAUUUAAAAAGUGUCGUGUUCAUCGAAGCAUUUCUAAAUACGUGAAAGUUCAUGAGAUUUUCGAGCCUCUGUCUUAUGAAAAACAGCUCAAGGACUGCAUUUAUCAGUUGGUAAAUGCAGCGAUAAAAAAAUUGUUUAACACUCCGCCUGAGAGUGUUGUUCAAAAUGAUGGAGGAUUACAAAUUUUUGUUCAAAGUUGUCCUAGUUGGCAACGCCGGUGUUGGGAAAACAUGUCUCGUUCGAAGAUUCACUCAAGGUUUAUUCCCACCGGGGCAAGGAGCAACAAUCGGUGUAGAUUUUAUGAUAAAGACUGUGGGAGUAGAGAAUGAAAAAGUCAAGCUUCAAAUUUGGGAUACAGCCGGACAAGAGAGAUUCCGUUCAAUUACUCAGAGCUAUUACAGAUCAGCUCAUGCUCUGAUUUUAGUAUAUGAUAUUUCUUGUCAACCAACCUUCGACUGUUUGCCUGAUUGGCUUAGAGAAAUCGAAGAGUACGCGAGUAAUAAAGUACUCAGGAUAUUAGUUGGAAAUAAAAUCGAUCGAGAGGAUAGAGAAAUACCGACACAUGUUGGGGAAGAUUUUGCUCAACGUCACGGUAUGUACUUCCUUGAAACUUCUGCAAAAGAAGCCGAAAAUGUAGAAAGGUUGUUUAUGGAAAUCGCAGCCGAGCUUAUGGAGCAAGCGCGUUGCAAGGAGUUGCCAAGAUACGAAACAAAUGCAACUUCCAUCAAUGGAAAAACAACGGCAAUAGGGGAUACUUCCAACUGCGGAUGUAGCCGCCUCUCUUAAAUAAUAACAAUUUAUAAUACUCUAAAAUGUCUGAGAAAAAUCCGCAAACCCUAUCAAUUAACGAUGAGAUUUGUCGGAGGUUUGAAGUUUUCUGUAUUAUUUAAAUCAGGAGAUGGUGUUUAGUUAAGAUGAUUCUAUUUCGUGGAGGUUUUAUUCACCAAAGUGCUUUACUUAAAUUCUGAACACAACCACAAAACUAUUUUCUACCUGCGCAUCACUUGUAAUUUUCUGAUUCGCCUGGGACGGCAUUUAGAGGAAUUGAGGCUUACGCAUGUAUAUUUUAAUCCAAUUUCCGUAACUAAAGUAUUAUUAUUAUUAUUAUGGU